CUGUCAAUUUUUAGCGCUUCCCGUGAAAAGUUUGGCUCGAAGUGUGCGAGAAGGUGGAGAUUGGAAAAAAAGACGAAGCAAGCAGUCAGCGAUUAUCUGACGUGAAAACGCUUUUCCUCAUCGAAAAACGAAGAGCUUCUUUCCAGCUGGAGCUUUAAAAUCUGUUGAUCAUUCUGUUGUUUCGUGGAACGAGUAAAUAUUACGCUGAAAUCGGUAGUUCAUUGUAGACCUUCGUUGGACGAGUGACGGAAUUCCCACGGCGUGUGUGUGUGCAUCCCUUCGCAUUUGCUCCGUCAGUGUGUGCCUACGUUUAUGUGUUUGUGCGAGGUGCGCGUGAGUCGCCCCCGUGCUAGAAGUGAAAAAGAGGCACCCAAGUGAGCAAGCCAAGGUCCUCCAAAAACCAUCAUCAUCCUUGUUUUAUUUGCGGCCACCAGUAGCCGUUCGUUUUUUGGUAUAAACCGUCUACAGCACCCGCUUCACCCAUGAUGCAUAUAGUGCAAAUCCUCGAGAAGACCGUCUCGCCAGAUCAGGAUGAGUUGCUUGCGGCGAAAAACUUCCUGGAACAGGCGGCCUCUACCAACUUGGCAGAUUUCCUGCGGGCGCUGUCCGAUGUGCUGGUGUACCCAGGCAACUCGACGGUCGCUCGUAUGGCGGCCGGUUUGCAGCUAAAGAACCACCUGACGAGCAAAGAUCAAACGAUCAAGCAACAGUAUCAAGACCGCUGGCGAGCAUUUCCCGAGGAUGUCAAAGAGUAUAUUCGAAAAAAUAUUCUCGGAACACUCGGUACAGAAGAAUCGCGCCCUUCAUCAGCCGCUCAGUGCGUUGCGUACGUUGCCGUGGCAGAUCUGCCCGUUCACCAGUGGCCCGACCUGAUGCAAAAGCUCGUGGACAAUGUGGUGAAUGAAAAAUCGACGGAAGCGCUGCGUGAAUCGACCUUGGAAGCGAUCGGAUACAUUUGCCAGGACAUCAACUCGGAAAUUCUGGAACACCAGUCAAACCAGAUCCUUACCGCCAUCAUACACGGUAUGCGCAAGUCGGAACCCUCCAACCACGUCCGGUUGGCGGCAACGAAUGCGCUCCACAAUUCGCUUGAAUUCACAAAGGCCAACUUUGAGGAGACGGCGGAGCGGAACUAUAUCAUGGAGGUGGUGUGUGAGGCGACGCAAUCGACCGACACGCAGAUCUGUGUGGCUGCGCUUCAGUGUCUGGUGCGCAUUCUGACCCUCUACUAUCAGCACAUGGAGGCGUACAUGGCGCAGGCCCUCUUCCCGAUCACGCUCGAGGCGAUGAAGUCGGAGAACGAACAGAUCGCGUUGCAGGGCAUCGAGUUCUGGUCGAACGUCAGCGACGAGGAGAUUGAUCUGGCGAUCGAGGCCCAGGAGGCGUCCGAGACGGGUCGUUUGCCGAACCGCGUCUCGAAGUACUAUGCCCGUGGUGCCCUGCAGUAUCUGGUGCCCGUGCUGAUGGAGAAACUGACUCAUCAGGAGGAGUUCGACGACGAGGACGACUGGAAUCCGGCCAAAUCGGCAGGCGUGUGCUUAAUGCUGCUCGCCACGUGCUGCGGCGAAGAGAUCGUGCCGCACGUGUUGCCGUUCGUGAACGCGAACAUCAAAUCCACAAACUGGCGCUUCCGGGAUGCAGCCGUGAUGGUGUUCGGUUCGAUACUGAGCGCUCUCGAGACGGAUCGAUUGAAACCGAUGCUCGAACAGGCAAUGCCGACGCUAAUUGAGCUGAUGUACGAUGAGAGUGUCAUCGUGCGCGACACGUGCGCCUGGACAUUCGGGCGCAUCUGUGAGGUCAUCCCGGAGGUUGCGAUCAAGGAGGUGUAUCUGGAGCCGCUGCUGAAGGCGCUUCUCAACGGUCUGAAGGCGGAACCGCGCGUAGCGACCAAUGUUUGCUGGGCGUUCACCGGUCUGUCCGAUGCUGCCUACGAGGCCGUCAACAUCGAGGAUGAUCCGCCACAGACGUACUGUCUGUCGAAGUACUUCGAUUUCAUCAUCACGAGCCUGCUGGAAGCAACCGACCGACCGGACGGUGGUCAGGGCAAUCUGCGCUCCUCCGCUUACGAAGCGCUGAUGGAGAUGGUGAAAAACUCGCCGCAAGAUUGCUACGUUUCGGUGCAGCGCACGACGAUGGUGAUUCUGGAGCGCAUCAAUCACGUGCUGCAGAUGGAAUCGCACAUUUCCUCGCACAGUGAUCGGCAUCAAUUCAACGACCUGCAGUCGCUGCUGUGCGCCUCGCUCCAGUCAGUGCUGCGCAAGGUAGACGCCAAGGAUGCACCGCAAAUUUCGGACGCCAUCAUGGUCGCACUGCUGACGAUGUUCAGUUCCAGCUCGGGCAAAGUGUGCGGCGUCCAGGAGGAUGCGUUGAUGGCCGUCUCAACGCUGGUGGACCUGCUCGGUGAAGAGUUCAUCAAGUAUAUGGAUGCGUUCAAGGAAUAUCUGUACAUGGGCCUCAAGAGCCACCAGGAGUACCAGGUGUGCUGUACGGCAGUUGGCCUGGCCGGAGACAUUUGCCGAGGCUUGAAGAGUAAGAUCCUGCCCUACUGUGACGACAUCAUGACGCUCUUGCUGCAGAACCUAAGCAACCCGAACCUUCACCGCAGUGUCAAGCCGCAAAUCUUAACCGUUUUCGGUGACAUGGCGCUUGGUAUUGGACCAGACUUCAAGAAGUAUCUGAACGUUGUGCUGCCGAUGCUUGCCGCAGCCACCCAGGUACAGAUCGAUCAACACGACUACGACAUGAUUGAUUAUUUGAAUGAACUGCGCGAAAGCGUACUGGAAGCGUACACUGGCAUUGUGCAAGGUCUGAAGGGCUCGGAUAAGCAGCCAUUGGAAGAUGUUAACGCACUCCUGCCACACGUUCCGUUCAUCGUCAGCUAUAUCGUCUCGAUCGCGAAAGACUCGGAGCUUUCGGACGGCAACAUUGCGAUUGCGGCCGGACUAAUCGGUGAUAUGUGUGGAGCGUUCGGGCCCAUGAUGUUGCAGUUUGUGGAAGAUCCGAGCAUCACCGAGCUGUUGAACGAUGGCAAAAACUCACGCACAAACCGCACGAAAACACUUGCCGGCUGGGCCAUGCGGGAGAUCAAGAGGGUGAAGAAUUUGCCGGUGAACUCGAGUUGGAAAUAGUGAUAUCAAAGUUCCCGAACGUUUUGUGGUGCCAUUUUGUUGCGGGUAUGAACGGACAACCCGCUCUCCCUCUCUUCGUUGUAAUGCGAAACCAUGGGAAGGAGAGAAGCGUUUAUCCUGAAUAGUGUUUGAAUGUUAUAUUUUUAAUGCAUAAUAUGUAUCGAACCAACUCUGUUGUUUGAUACUCUGACGUCAUCGUCACCGGCAUCGAUCACAUACAAACGCAAGUCUUCUCGAUGCUGGCUAAACCGUUCAGUAGAAAAUGUCUUCAAGAUUCGGACUCAGCAUUAAUGGUAACACAAUUAGCUACGCCAACAGUAGCGGCGCUACACCAACCACCACCGUUCCUGCAACAUAAAUUGUACUCGCUCUCAACCUGUAUAGAUACUUUUACUACAAUCGUCACCCAGAACCAAGCGGCGCUACAUUGUUGCUUUUUCGCGACUGCAGAUGAAGCCAACACAAAAUUAGCGUUACGUAGCGAAAAUUUUACUGCUCACCUUGGACACACAUCGGUUAUAGUAGCAACAUCUCAGAUGCAAUCGCAGAUCUAGACGCCCAAAGGACGCGCCUUCCAUCACAAAACAACCAUCCGACGGAAAGGAGAACAUCACCAUGCAAUUUCCAAAAUCCAUAGUAACGCUGGAAAAAUUAGCUAAAAUAUUUCGGGCAGACACGACGUGUGCAAAUUCUGCUGGACAGGGCAAAGCACAGUUAUCGAUGUGUGACCGAUGCCACUACCGUCCAUCUGGUUCAUGGUUCUGCAAAUUCAACAUCUAUUCAUCGGAUUCUUCUCCCCCUUUCCCAACAUCUAAAAUCGAACACCAGCUGCUCCCAAGCACAUCGAACGUUCUCAAGUAAGUCCCCUAUUCUUGAAUGAAAUAGAAACAAUUUCUAGAUGUAUGUCUCUCAGUGCAGGAAUUCUAUCGAUUAAAUUAAAUUAUCUUUAAAAGAGCUUAUACGAUUAAGAGAUGAAGCACACACAACCCCUCUACAUAUACAUUAACACACUAGUUUGAACACAUUUUUGUUAUCGCGUUUGUUCUGAUGUAUUGUUAUUUUUUUACCAUUAAUGAACACACAUAAACAAUUCCAAAACCGAAUCCCGUUAAAUACCUGUUCUAAUUGCCUUCUUGAUUCCCAUGAUCUAUCCCAGCGGAACUAAGCUUUCGUAGUUUUGCUGUAAUUUGCUAGGUGCGAGUAGUGUUCAUGGCUUAUGUUCAUUAUCAUACGCCAAGCACACACACACACACAUAUAUACAGAUUCGAAUUACCAGCUGCCGCUUGUGAUCAAUCGGAAGCAGGUGGGCAUCUUACGAUUGCGAUUGUAAGAGUAAAAAUCGUGAUUAUUAAAACACACCCUCCUUGACAGCUAGUAGGAACCACAUUUGGCAAGGAACUUCAGAAAAAGAAAACAGAAAGUUAGUUCGCACCUGCUGCACCUAAGUAGAUAAAUAGAUGAGCAAUAGAGCAAUAAUGGGAAGUAGGUUACAUUUUCACAAUUAUAUUUAUGUGUAGCUGAAAUCAGAAACGGAGCCAGAAAGUUUAUGAAUCGAUAAAGAGAUCCAUGCAAUAUCCAUUCAUAUAUUACUGAGGGUACACACAUAGAGGCUCUAUGAAAUCUGUAGGAUGUUGCACUAUCGCUGUAGGUUGGGAAAGGUAGCUGGUCUUAAUACAGGCGAAUAGCGAGUCAAUAUUACACAAUACAACGUGUGUGCCAUAGUGAAAGAAAUCAUCAUUAAACAGAGGAAAGAAACAACAGGGACUGAAGCGAAUAGGAGUAGUAGUGUAGCGUUAACAACAGAAGGCAAGAAAAACACAAACUUUCACCGUGGGCACACGUUUAGUUUGCUUUAAGCUAAGUUUUCUUUUUCUUGUUUUUAUUUUCUCAUCCUUAUGCAUCCUCCUUAAUCAAACAAGCUGACCGAGUGAAGUUCCGCAAAGUUGGUUUUUGUAAAAGCAGUUGGAAAAUGGGACACAUUGCAUAUCCUUAGAACCGCUCCCCCUCCCUUCCAUACACAUGUGACACGUGAAACUGUAUGUUACACAAAAUUGAGAAACUUUUAUGCUCAAAAAGCGUGGAACGCUCCCGUUCUCGUUUGCGCUGCAUACAUAAUUCUAUUUUUCUGAUUGAUUUUACACCUUAAAUCCCCCUCGGCUGUUUUCCCCUCCAUUUGUUCUAUGGUUAUAAUUGUUGCCCUUUCCAUUCCAUUCUGUAUUGUGCAGAAUAAUUACGAUGAUGAAUCUUUGAUCACACACUAUAUCCGGAGUUUGCGAAGCAGAUUGCCAAGCGACAUAAUAGUUACUACACAACAGUAUAGGGAAUGAGUAAACCAAUUAUCAGAUACCAUUACACUCGUAGUAUGUAGCUCAAGAAAAGACAAAAAAAAAACAAAAAAAAAGUACGGUAAAGUCAUGCGAAUCUAGUAAUGAUGUGGUGUGUGUGCGCGAUCUGUGCUGUAUGUGGAAUAGAUAGGUGCUGAGUGUGUAUAUGCGUAUGAUGGUGUAUGUGCUGAGUGUGCAUGAUGAAAAAAUGAGGAUGGAAAUGGAGAAAGAAGCGUGCGUGAACGAGAGGUCGAGAGAUAAAGAGAGAGAGAGAAAGAAAAAAAAGAAAGCGAGAGAGAGAAAGAAAGAGAGAGAAAGUGAAAGAGUAUGUAUGAUUGCGUCAAAAGAACAUGUGAGACCGAAUGAUCGAGUCAGUGAGCGUGUGUUGUUUGCGCGUUGUGCGAAGGAUUGCGUUUAUAUGAGAUGAUACUAUGUAUGCACUAUUUCCUCGAGCGUUUUGUGAGCGUGGACAGCGUGUGGAUGAACGCGAUCGCGGUGGAAAUGGUUGAUUGUGGAUGGACGAGCUUAAGGGUUGAUAAAAAAAAAAUGUAUGUUAUUCGUGCUUCACAUCUCCGAGGGUAAACGGAUUGGGUGGUAUUUUGCCUAUUACUAAUAGGAACCUAAAUCCACGCGAUAAACAACGGGAUGAAUGUUGGAAAUAUGAUACUAAAGAGGAUAACAAAAAACUACGCGAGGGGUGUUUAAAAUCGAUGGGGUGGUAUUUAAAGGUGUAAGGUUAGGUGUGAAUUAAUGAAAAAAUCAGAUCGUGUAAGCGAAUGAACGUGAUAUUUAGUAUGUUUUUUUAAUUGAGCGUGAGAGAAUGUGUGUGUGUGUGUGUGUGUGUGUGUGUGUGUAUGAUUGUUAUUGUAUGUAUGACUGCGUAGGUUAAGUUAUGUAUGAAACUGAUGUGUGUGGUGUACGCAUGAGAGGGUAACUUGAAUUGAUACGGAUUAAUAAAUAAAGCUACGGUAAACCCAACACUUUCUCACCCCGUAUACGCCUCUUCUACCUUUUAGCACAGAUAGGUGAAAUAUACAUGUAUGUUACUGCUAAGCGUUUUGUUUGUUUUUCUUUUCUUUUGGUAUUCAAUUAAUUGUAUUUGAUUUUACUCGAUCGAACAAUGUGUCUUACAAGAAUUUUGCUCGCCAAAACUGCGUUCCUUAUUUAUGUGUAUUAAUUUGCAACGUUUAUUAUUCGAACGUUCUUUUGGUAAUAAAAUGGGGGAUUAUUUUGACUGGUAAUUUAAAAUUACUUCUGCUUUAGGGGAAACAAAAAUUUGCUUGCAAAACACAAGCAAACAUUCGUGGCAUUUUGUAAGAAUGCAGACUUCGCUGUUAUUUUUACCCAAACCUUUCCUUUUCAGCUGCUCUGAGUAAACUAAUUCAGCUACUAGACGCUCAAAUGCAUAAAUGAAUCAGGACAGGAAACAAUAAUUAACACAAAAAUGAGCAAUAUACAAUGAUGAUGCACGGCAUCAUAGGAAAAACGAAGCGUAGAUAACAAAGCAGCAGAAAUAAGUAGAACAUUUGUGUGUUAAAUAAUUGAUGCAGCAGUGGGAUUAUUCUAAAACCCGAAUCGACAACAUGGUUCAAUUGUUGAAAUUUGGAAGAAAAACGCAUACAGAAUUGGGAAUGGAAAAUCUGUUCGUGGAUCGUUUUGAAACGCAGGUCAGCUGUGCUUCAAAUUAUGUUGUUAAAAUAAUUUGGGCUAUGCGUGUCUCACAUGUGUGUGGGUUCAUCUAAAGAACAAACACUGUUGGGCGUUUACCUGACCUUUCUAAUUUACAUCAAUGGUUUAGGUGUACGAGUAAUCAAAUAAUCAAAACAAACAGCCAUUAAACUCUGCUGAUCUAUUUCCACAGUCGAAAGAGCGAUCCCCCCCGGGUUAGUUAUGUGUGCGCGCGCGCGUGUUUGUGUGUGUGAUUGAGCUACGAAACUAGAAUACUGUUUAGCAUAAAUGAUUCUGUGAGAGAGAAAAAAAGUAGUGUUUGAGUGAAUGCGAUUGUGUAUGCCAUUGUGAGUUUUUAGUCUCGUUGUCAAUAAUUGUGUGACUGGGCAGAGGUAGCCGAAUACGAAACAACUAUAUCAUUAGUAGGUAGUAGUGCCAGGUGAAUGUGAAAUGAUACAAUAAUAGCGCAAGAACGAAAAAUGAUUAUUCAAAUUCUAAUGAAAACCACCACAAAAUGUGUGUGGCCGGGUUUGUCUGCGAAAAGCAAGCAAAGAAGCAGAUAGUGAACGCGUUACAAGGGAAAUCAUUACACGAAACACAACCAAAAACGACUGAAUAUACUAGUUUACACGAAACGAAACGUUAGAAAAAAAGGAUGCACAACGCAACAACAAGAGGAAAGUGACGACGCGGCAACAGGACAAACUGAACACAUUGCGCAUAUAAUGCAGACCAACAUUGUUACUCUUACAUGUACUUUUUGGGUUUUUUUUUUGCAUUCAACAAAUUGUUGUAUUGCAGCUGAAUGUUAAAACGUUUGAUCUAUCCCCGCCGCUGGAUGGUUAAACCGAUCCUUCCCGGGGGUUUUGUUGUCGUGUCAAUGUCAAUGUGUCGUGACAAUGACGAUGCGCAACGGUGGUCGACUGGUGUUCUGUAUUUUAAAUGUAUAUUUUUUUAUUACUUUCGAACUUUUGUGUUUUAGCUCAAUGCAAUUGCGCAUAUGGCCGGCCCCACACAACUUUCAUUACUGUGAUGCUGUGUUAUAGGUGAAACACUAAACAAGCAAAAUCAAAACUAUUCUAGCGCCUAUGCCAUGCGCCUAUGCCCAAACUUGUAUAUGUACGUUACGUUGCGUUACAGUGGUGCAAAUGUAAAGGGCACUUACAACGUGUAACAUAUUGGGACGGAAGUGGGAACAGAAAGGCCCCAAAAGCGCCGCCGACAUGCGGACGUGUGUUGGAAACACAAUUUUACUACGACAAUUUACUCAGGUACCCGAUACGGACAAACACAACAAGCAAAAUAUUGUAAAAGAAACACUAGAGCAGGGCGAUGUGUGUGAGAGCGUGGUAAACAAAAGCGCCAUGGGCAUGAUGGCGGGUCUGACAGGGAGGAGAGCUACAUUACAACAUUCUACCGUACCGUAACAUAUAUACAACAAUAAGAAGAAACAAAGCAAAUAAUACAAAAAACAAUGCAAUACUACCACUAACUACACACUCUCUACUGAAGUACACAUAGGGAAAACAAACAUUUUUACUAAAACCAAAAAAAUACACUCCAAAAACACAAGUAAUAAACUUUACUGUAUUAGGAAAAGUUGGAAUUAACUAAAUUUAGCCAACAGAAAAGCUACACUGGGCUUAGACAGUCCAAGCGAGGGAGAGACAGAGAGCGAAAGAUAAAGAAAUCAACGAUACAUAAAAAAGACGACUUUAAUCUUAGUGUAGGCAACACAAAAACACACACAAACACAAGACUACUAGUUGAAUAUUACGUUUUUAGGGAAAAAAGAUCAGUACGUUUGAAAAUGUGUGUGUGUAAUGUUGUGUUUUACUAUUACAUCGGUAUCGGUAGAUACACAGUGUGUACAGGAAGGAACGACGAGGGAGGGGAGGAACGAACGGGACGACAAAUGAAUCUUAUAUAGCAAAACAAAUUGUAUGAAAUACGGAGUUAAGAUCAGUUAUGAUUUUCACACAUCAAUUGGAUUGAUCCAAUCGGUUACAGAUUUCUUCCGACACCGACUUGUUUGCUGGCCAGAUUGUUUAAGGCUAAUACGCGAAACAGGAGGUAGACUAUAAGGGCACGAUAUCAUCAUACCAGGGACAGAACAGUGACUCUGAGACAUUGAGAACCACAUUUAUAUGAAAUAUACUAGUAACGCAAAUAUUGGGGAAAACGAAACAACAAAAUCAUAAAAAAGAACAAUUUACCUAGCCUAGGAGGGCCUUUACACUACAAAAACACCUGGCGUAACGCGACAAUGAAGGGGCUGAUGAUGGAGGAGAGGGCUGUAGGGAAGAGGAGGGAAAUAUUAAACCAAAAAAAAAACAAAUAAGUCAAAUUUUUCAUUCUUGCUAAUAUUGUUGUAUCGAACCCCGUGUGUGAAAUCGAGAAUUGAGGAGGAGCACUGCGUGCACGAGAUGCAAUGUUUUCCAGGAGUUUUCAUAGCUGUGGGACACUUUAUUGACUCUUUCUAGUUUGAAAUGAACUUAAUCCAACAUGAAUUGGAUUCUAUAGCACCUUUGGUGGACAAAUCUAAGAGGAAUUUCCAUAGAGUCCAAUUUAAUUAAUUUCACUUCCCGUUAGAAAGAGGCAAGGUAAUGGCCAACAACUAUGAGAACCCCUGGAAAAUCCUGUAAAUAGCAUGUACGUGAAUGUAAUGUAAUGAGUGAGUGUAGCCUUACACUGGGUUGGAGAAGGUAUGAAUGUAUAGUGAUCAAUGAAGAGAUCAAUGCAAUGUGAAUGUGUGUAUGGUUUGAUGACCGUUUUACGUAUGAUCGAGUAAUAAUCGAACCAGCAGCCAGCAACUGGCAACUACAUCCUUGUUCAUUUGAAUGAGAGAGAGAGAAAGAGAAAGAGAGAAAGAGAGAAAGAGAAAGAGAAGAGAGAGAGAGAGAGAGAGAGAGAGAGAGAGAGAGAGAGAGAGAGAGCGUGUGAAUGUAAUGAAGCACUUCAAAUAUAUGAUCAGGGUCAUCUACUACAUUGAGUAUUUAAAUCUAUUAAACUUUUUUUUAUCUAUAUUAAAAUUACUUGGAAAUAUCCAAGUAUUGCCAUUUUAUGUCAAUUUUGAUUUGCGAUAUUCGUUAAAAUAUUACGUUAACAUUUUUCCUAAAUCAUAAUGGAACUACCUAUACUUUAUAUCACAUGUUUUAACGUUCAAAUGAAAUAUUGUAGCUGUCGUCUUGAUAUUUUGUUUAAAGAGAUCUUGAAAUUGGAAAAACAUAAUGUUUAGAAACCUGAAUUAGAUUUUGAUCAAUCAUUCAACAGACAGUGAAGAAAUGAUAUAUAAACGGUUUGAGAUUGCUUCAUUGUACCUUGAAAUAGAGACUCCAGAACUUUUAAAUUUUCUUUUCUAUGAUUAAAAUUACUUAACUCCAACGGAACGGAACAACGGAAGCUCAUAGUAAUGUCAACAUUACUUUAUACCGGUUACAUUUAAAUAGCUUAAAAAGAAUCAAUAAAACAGGCUGUAUAUUUUCCCAAAACGCGGUUUUGAUGAUGUGUGGUAGCGAGAAUGAGAAUGUAUGAAUGAGGCUCCUCUAGUAAUUUAAUGGUGUGCAUGUGAAUGGUGGUGUUGUUUUUGAAUGGGUACGAUCACGUAAUGUUUGCUGGGUAUGUAUGAUCGCGUUCGAUACGGGUGAACAUAUUGUGUAUAAUAAAGCUGUAUGUUAGUGUGCGGCAACAAAGCGUGUGUAUAAAUGAUUUUGAGCGCAAGUGUGUAUGUGUGUGUGUAAAUGCGAAUGUGUGCGGGCUGCUAAGGACUUCCUUUGUGGUGAAAAGUACAUAAGG
Anopheles merus is the source of this 10916-nucleotide messenger RNA. RefSeq names its product importin subunit beta (gene Fs(2)Ket). The transcript has 5 exons. Gene Ontology annotation, molecular function: nuclear import signal receptor activity; small GTPase binding. The coding region runs from base 483 to 3128 and encodes 881 amino acids. Gene Ontology annotation, biological process: protein import into nucleus. Gene Ontology annotation, cellular component: cytoplasm; nucleus. The record is from RefSeq and is a predicted model, not a curated record. NCBI's taxonomy places the organism in Eukaryota, Metazoa, Arthropoda, Insecta, Diptera, Culicidae.